Messenger RNA from Sesamum indicum (sesame), 1912 nucleotides. RefSeq names its product Pleckstrin homology (PH) domain-containing protein (gene SWAP70). Gene Ontology annotation, cellular component: trans-Golgi network; early endosome; recycling endosome. NCBI's taxonomy places the organism in Eukaryota, Viridiplantae, Streptophyta, Magnoliopsida, Lamiales, Pedaliaceae. Gene Ontology annotation, biological process: endosome organization; retrograde transport, endosome to Golgi; receptor recycling. The record is from RefSeq and is a predicted model, not a curated record.
AAGAAAAAGACAACUCCGACAAAACACAGUCCAAGGGAACAACCCCAACAGCAGAUCAUCAUAUUUAUUCUUCUUCUUCACCAAAAACCCUCACCAAAUUCAGUCGCAUCAAAUUUUCCACCCACUGAUUUCCCUCGUAAUCAUCAUGGCCUCAAAUGGUUCUCCACUUGGAGACGCGGAUACGAAAUCGAGCUUGGAGAAGAUCAAAAGGCAGCUGGCGUCGAGCUCCGGUAGAAAUCUACUCCAAGGGCCCCUCCUCAAGCGAUCCGAAACGCUGAGAAAGUGGAACGAGAGGUGGGUGAUUCUAGACCCAACAACUGGGAAGAUGGAGUACAAGGUCAGGAGAAAUGAGCCAACAGUCAAAGGCACCAUGAUAUUUGAUGCUAACAGCACUAUAACAAUUUCUCCUGUGAAUUUCCAUGGACUACCGAAGUAUGACGGCUGUUGUUUCUAUAUAGGGACACCACAGAAAAAAGAUUAUUUCCUUUGUGCAGAAACUCCUGCUGCUGCUAGAGCUUGGGUGUCUACUCUACAUGCGACUCAACUGGUAUUGAAGGCUCAUAAAGAGGCAGUUAAUACCUUAAGUGGAAAUGGAUCCACAAAGCUGGGAACAGUUGCCACUGUUGUUGCCGCUGCUAAUUCAACAGCCCUGGAAGCUUCUAAAGAAAUUGAAGCUGCAUUGCAGAUUUCCAUGCAAAAUGCUAUAGGAGCUAUGUUGAAUAGGACGACUGAUUUUCCUAUGGAUGAUUUGUCAAUCAUGAAGGAAACCCUGAGGGUGAAGGAUGAAGAGCUGCAAAAUUUGGCAAGGGAUGUUCGUGCUAGGGAUUCAACGAUAAAGGAAAUAGCAGAGAAACUAUCUGAAACUGCUGAAGCCGCGGAAGCUGCAGCAUCUGCUGCUCAUAUGAUGGAUGAGCAAAGGAGAAUCGCUUUUGCAGAGGUCGAACGCCUAACAAGAGAUUCAGAGAAACAACUGGAGUCGUCAAAACUGAAGAUAAGAGAAUUGGAAGAAAAAGUGCUGCACCUGAGCAAAGAAAAAGAUCAGCUGUUAAAACAAAGGGACUCAGCCAUUCAGGAGGCACACUUGUGGCGUUCAGAGCUAGCAAAAGCUAGAGAACGUGCUGUGAUAUUGGAAGGAGCAGUUGUGCGAGCCGAGGAGAAGGUCAGAGUUACAGAGGCUGAUGCUGAAACUAGAAUAAAGGAAGCAAUGGAAAAAGUUUCAGCUACUGCCAAGGAGAAACAAGAACUACUUGCUUAUGUAAAUGCAUUACAAGAGCAGCUCAAAAGGCAGCAGGUGGAAACCCGGCAAGUCUUUGAGGAGAAGAACGAAUCUUGCUCAAGUGGAGGUGGUGAUUUACCACUAACAAAACAUGUAGAUCCAUCGCAAGAAAAUGUGGACAAGGCGUGUCUGAGUGUCUCAAAGGCAACACCAGUUCCUGCAGAGAAUGUAGUUCAUCUUGCAGUCGAACAGUCGGAUCUCCAUUCUAUCAGGGAGAGCGAAUGGAGCGAUAUCCAAACCACUGAGGCUAGGAUUGCUGAUGUUAGAGAGGUUGGCCCUGCUGCAGAAGGUAGGAGCCUUGAUAUUCCUGUGGUACCUUUCCCCGUCAAUGCGCAGCAGCAGGAGCAUGGCUCCUCCAAUCAGCCUUAGAGAUUUUCAUGCGAUUAUCAUUUCACUGGAUGCCGGUUUCAUAUGGGAUCAUAAGCUCAGCAACACGAGGAAGCACCAAUAAUCUUAGUGCAUGUUUCACUCACAUUUUGUGUCUCCUUGUUUCUGUGAUAAAUGAUUUUAUGAUUGAAUAGUAAAUGUUUCAAAUUUAGGGAUUUUCGGAUAACUCUUGUCUGAUAUCUGUUGAGUGCAAAUAUCGUGAUAAAGAUGUAAUAUAAAUUUCAUUGUAUAUGUAUUACUUGAUUGUUC